This is a messenger RNA of Schizosaccharomyces osmophilus, 489 nucleotides long. It is a transcript of the gene cdm1, whose product is annotated as DNA polymerase delta subunit Cdm1. The record is from RefSeq and is a predicted model, not a curated record. Gene Ontology annotation, molecular function: DNA-directed DNA polymerase activity. The transcript has a single exon. The coding region runs from base 1 to 489 and encodes 162 amino acids. Gene Ontology annotation, cellular component: delta DNA polymerase complex. Lineage: Eukaryota; Fungi; Ascomycota; Schizosaccharomycetes; Schizosaccharomycetales; Schizosaccharomycetaceae. Gene Ontology annotation, biological process: DNA-templated DNA replication; DNA synthesis involved in DNA repair.
AUGAAGAAGAAUUCCAAAGGGACUAAAAACACAGCUCCAAAAAGGACUGUACAAGACGCAUUUCCCAAAAUCACUAAAGGAACUGCGAAAAACUCAGCAACGGGAAAAAAUGCGAAAUCGUCCGUUACAGAAAAAGGAACAAAUAAAGAAAGUGCGAAGAAUGUCAGCUUAGAAGAACGAAUUGAAAGUGACCCUGAACUGUCCGAAUCUCUUGACAAUGCUUAUAAAGGCAUUUUAUCGGAACGUAUGAGUCUGCCAGUCCACGAAGAAGAAAUGAGUAAAGUGCAAUUAGUCCUGCAUCACUUUGACAUGUCUGCCAAAUAUGGACCCUACUUGGGAAUGACUCGGCUUGAACGCUGGCGUCGUGCUAAGCGGUUUGAAUUGGAUCCGCCCAAUGUUAUAGAACAGAUCUUGACACUGGAAGAAGCUGACGAAGAGAAUAGAAAACGAGAGACCCUAUUUUAUAAUUUUAAGCCAAUGGUAGAAUAA